Molecule: messenger RNA, 2127 nt
Organism: Penicillium salamii
Lineage: Eukaryota; Fungi; Ascomycota; Eurotiomycetes; Eurotiales; Aspergillaceae
Source: the annotation of a GenBank genome assembly
AUGGCCGCUCCAUCUGUACAGACCAGCAUGGGCGAACAAAACCCCUCGAUCGCAAGAAGCAGGUCCCGAUACCGUCGCAAUCGACCGACGACUGGGAACGGCCCACCUCCCACACCCGCCAUCUCGGAACACGCGCCCACUCCACCGCGGCAACACGCGAGAGAAAGUCCCCGGACUGCCAUUUCUGCAAGGCCCGAAGAGGGAAGCCACGCACGUGAUACCCAUCGGCAAGAUGCGAUGAACCAGUUGACGGGCGGGGACGAAUCGCAAAAGACUCGUACGCACGUCUCUGCGCCCCCGCAAAAAGUGGAAGCGCGACACAGGCAGCCCCGUGCUGACCCGACGCAUCCCCCACGCAGCGCCCAGUCCGGAGAUUCGGGUCGGAAAUCCUUCUUUCAAAAAGUCAACUCCAAAGUCAGAGAGCAUGUCAAAAAGAGCGACUCGGCGCCGAAAUACAUUGGGGUUGGGGGAACUGGGGUGGUUCCGGGCGUGGAUGCCCCUGUCAGCGCGGUGAACGCCGGAGAGCGACAUGCGCUGGUGGUGUACGGGGAUUCCAAGGCCAAGCUCACGGUCACGCCGUCAACGCGAGUGAAGGAUCUGUUAUCAGAUGCGUCGGAGCAUUUGUCUCAGGACAUUGAUGCCGACAAGUUCAUCCUAAUGGAGUCCUUUUCCCAGGUCGGCCUGGAGCGUCCUCUGCGCCGUUACGAGCAUGUGAGGGAAGUGAUGAACUCCUGGUCCCACGAUUCUGAGAACCGAUUCAUCAUCAUUCCGCCUUCAAGCCUGGAAGCGCUGGCUCAACUUGAAGCUGCACAUGCUCCGUCCGAGCAACCGUCUUCAACCAAUGUGCAUAUAUACUAUUCCCAACGCCCGCGCAAAUGGGAUAAGCGCUUUGUCACAUUGCGUACGGAUGGGCAAGUGACGAUCUCGAAAAAGGAAAAUGCGAAAGAGCAGACCAAUAUUUGCCAUAUAUCCGACUUUGAUAUCUACUUUCCAAGUGCUCGGGCUUUGAAUAAAGACAUCAAGCCUCCAAAGAAGCUCUGCUUUGCCAUCAAAAGUCAGCAGAAGUCGUCCAUGUUCCUCACCACGGAGAAUUUCCUGCACUUCUUCUCCACCAGUGACAGGUCCGUCGCAGACCAAUGGUAUCGUGCGGUGCAAAAGUGGAGAAGCUGGUACCUUGUCAACAAGCUAGGAACAAGUCAGAGAUCCGACGGUGAGACACUACUCCAGCGUUCUGGCACCAGGAGAUCCACUCGGCAGAGAAAUGUGCAAAAUGACGUCCCACUUUUGGAUCGACAAAGCUCAACCGAAUCCCCAAUGCGAAGGAGCUCCGAUCUACAGCGACCAUCAAGUUCGAAGGAUAUAUUUGCCAAGAAAAGGGCUCAACGUGGACACGUACCUCCGCCAUCUUCGUAUCCUCACACCCCAACACUUGACACAGACGUGAGUGGGUCUUUCAGCGACAAUGAGGCAUUGAUCUCUGGUGUCUCGCCUGGAGAAGUUGAAGCAUCCACCUUUUCCCCAACCAGCCUCCUGGGUCGCACUUACACCCAACGACAAAACGCCAUGCGUGAGCGAGAUGACCAAGAAAAGCGAAACAAGCAGGACCCGUUCACAACCGGCCUCAUGGCUGGAACUCCGUUCGACUCGACCCCAAACAGUCGAAACAACACCAUGACCCGAGCUCCAGACCUUUCAUCUUUCCAUAAGCCUCUUGUCGAUCUAACACCCGUCUACGCCGAGCCACCUCAACACAGUCGCAAAGGCAAAGGCCACGGCGUGAAAGUCCAGCCCGGGAUGCAACUAAUCGAUGGCGCCACCGGCCCUGAAUUAACUCAAGGUGCCAUCUCCAUCCCUCCAUCGACAUCCUGGCGACGCGCAGAGGUUCCUCAACGCCGUAACACCACCCGCAGUGUGCGCGAGCAAGCCCCCUACCCCGUCCCGGAUGCACCGUCACCGAAAGAUUUUACCCCAAACAGUCUGCUCGCGCAUUCGGCUAGCACAGCCACACCGAGGAAACAGAGAACAGGCCAUGGCGUUGCUACGGGUGAUCGCAAUGCCACAAAGCCGCUACUGGACAUGUCGCCGGAAAAUCCUUUCGCGGAUGGCAGUCUGCUGCGGCAGCUAUGA